GCUGACUUCGGUAUAUCCCAGCUGGAGAUGCGCUCGCCGCGAGAGCCGCCGCCUACUUCGACGGCCGUAUAACUAGAAAAGUCGCAUUGCGGCCUCUGCUCGCCUGUUUGCUUCUCCGCGACUGUCCUGCCCGCCUGUCUUGUUCGCUCUGCAUCGCCGCCGGGCGCUUUGGGAAGUUGCGACCAACGCCCGUCCGACUCGACUGCACCUCAGAUAUCCGGAUAUCGCUCUUCGCUGCCUUCACCUUGCCCUACGUCACCCGCCCAGAUGCCUUCGCGGGCAAAACUGAACCGGUAGCCCUUGACCUUACUCCCCAACAUCGCCAGCCUCUCCACCGCGACGGCAGAAAACCAUGGCGUCGAGCAUGCAGCAGAUGGCUGCCACGAUUACCGAGCGCUCCAAGACACUCAUAAACAACGACCUCAAGAAGAUUCUCAAGGAGGAGGGCACCUCGCAGACGGGCAACAAGGCCGCACUGCAAGCGCGCGUCAUUGGCCUCAUCACCAAUGCGGUUGCUAGGAGCGACACCGACCUGCUGCGGCGACUGCAAUACCGCGUACAACACCACGGCGAAGCGCCUCCCCCAGCCACGAGCAGUCCGGUCGCCUCCUCGUACUCGCAGCCCCCUCCGCCCAUCGCCAAUGGGUACACCAUGGCCAACGGCUACCAAAACAACGGCGCAUACCAGCCAUACCAGCAGCCCCAGCAGCCACCCAUGCCGCCUCGCCCGACCUAUUUCUUCAAGGACAGCCCUUUCUUUGAGAUUCGCGAGCUGAUACUGAGUAAUAUGUCUUUGGACGCUUCGCCCACUCACCGCGCCACCAUAUCGCGUAACCUCACCCUCAACGAAAGCCAGUCCGGACGCCUAAAGACAGACCCAUCUUUGCGCUUACUGCUCUUCUCUGCGCUCGAACAGCCAUUGGCUCCCUACUCGCGUCUCGACAUCGCAUUCCCAUCUCAAAUUGAGGUCAAGGUCAACGACGACGAGGUCAAGGCGAACUACAAGGGUUUGAAGAACAAGCCAGGUUCUACGCGCCCCGCCGACAUUACCGACUUCGUGCGCACCAAGGUCGCCAACCAGCGCAACAGCAUCCUCAUCACCUACGCUCUGACUCAGAAGAAAUACAACCUCUUCGUCUACUUGGUUAGAAAGUUCUCGGUCGACGAGCUCACACAGCGCAUCAAGCAGCGCAACGUUAUCACGAGGCAGUCUGUGCUCAAUGAGAUGAUGAAAAAGGCCAAUGACCCCGACAUCGAAGUCGGCUCCAGCGUCAUGUCCCUCAAGGAUCCAAUCUCCACCCUGCGCAUCGUCACCCCAUGCAGGUCGACCGUGUGCACACACAAUCAGUGCUUCGAUGCCGACUCAUUUCUUCAGCUCCAAGAGCAAGCUCCCACAUGGACAUGCCCAAUAUGCAGCAAGACCAUAUCAUACGAAGGCUUGGCUGUCGACCAGUAUGUGGAGGAGAUUCUCAACAAGGCCCGAAAUACGGACCAGGUCACCAUCCAGCCAAGCGGACAAUGGUCGACCGAAAAGGAUGAGAAGCCCAAACAAAACGGGCACAAUGGGCGUCAUGACGAUAGUGACGAUGACCUCAUCGAGAUUCCAGAUUACCGUAUACAGGCCAUCAAGACCGAAGCUGCGCCGACACCAACUUCGCUCAGCACCCCUCCUCUGCCUUCUCGGGAGACGUCCACAGCCCCCCGGUCUGGCCAGAAGAGAAAAUCCGAAGUAGUGGAUCUGACCUUGAGCGAUGAUGACGAGCCAGUAAGACCAACGAAAAAGGUAGCGUACACUACCCCCAAUAGCCUCCCUGACCCGCCCCGUCGGUAUCAUUUACCUCCCCUUGGCAGUCACUCUGCUGCUCAUAGUCGUCCACUGCCACCAACCUACCACAGUGGGUCUGCCAGCAUGCGUUCUGAUUACUCCCGGCCUCCAUCUACACCUCCACCACGGCAUGGGUAUCAAUCCUAUCGACCAGCACAGCCUGCUUCGCGGCCUAGCUAUCCUGGACAGGGGCAGAAUAACCGGGACCAGACGAGGUAGCACAUCAUCCACUUAGGCCGUUCACAAUAUUGCGGACCAUUGCGCCACGGGCAUCCUGCGUAGGCUGAUCAAGUGAUGCUCUCUACAUCACACACUCAUCUCUUUCCUAAUUUGUCAAGGAAACUUAGCGCGAGGCGUUUGGGGGAGGCUACAUUUCAUGACCA
This is a messenger RNA of Alternaria rosae, 2208 nucleotides long. RefSeq names its product E3 SUMO-protein ligase PIAS1. Gene Ontology annotation, molecular function: zinc ion binding; SUMO ligase activity. The record is from RefSeq and is a predicted model, not a curated record. The coding region runs from base 353 to 2044 and encodes 563 amino acids. Gene Ontology annotation, biological process: protein sumoylation. Lineage: Eukaryota; Fungi; Ascomycota; Dothideomycetes; Pleosporales; Pleosporaceae. The transcript is spliced from 5 exons.